CUAAAACGUGCAAAAGGCAACUUCCAAUUCUCCAUAGCUUUUCAACUAGUAGAAAUUCAAAACCAGAGAGAGAGAGAGAGAUCACCCUUACAAGAAAAAAACAAAUUCAUAAAAUCAUAUGUAUUAAAUGACCUAUUUAGUCCACUGUCUUGUUUUCUCUGGUGUUCUUAUCAUAAAAUCACAUAGAGAAAGAAAGAAAGGAAUUGUAGUCAACCUAUUCCAAAGCCUUGACUGGAGCGAUGUUUAUACAACCGAGUCUCCCACACUGCUCCCCUCUGCUCGUCACUGACUCGAAACCUCCUCACUGAAUCUGAAAUGAUCUGCUAAGAUCCCCAAAUCCUCCACCACCAACCUUUCGCUCCUCUGCUUCACCAAAAUGCCCACCACCACCACCCCCCUCCUCCUCCUCCUCCUCCUCUUCCUCCUCCUCACCACCACAACUCCCUCCCCAAUCCCAGGCCUAGACUCUUUCCUCUCACACCAAUCAUCUCUAGAUCCUCUUUCCACCAACGAUUCCUUCCCCUCCCUCCCUCCCUCCCUCAAAAAAUCCCUCUCGCUCUCUUCCCCUCCCCCCCACAUCCCUUCCUUAAUCUCCUCCCUCCUUUCCCUCACUGUCCAACUUUCGCUCAACAUCCGUCUCGUCGGCCCCUCCUUCCCCUCCUCCUCCUCCUCCCUCCUCUAUUCCUUCCUCUCGACCGCCCACAUCGCCGAUCGCUUCCACGUCAUCACCACCGACCCCAUCCCUUCCCAAAACUCCCACCAUCUUUCCAUCAAGCACUCCCCCCACCUUGACAUUUCCCACGCGAGCUCCACCCUCUCAUCUCGCCUUGCCGAGGCCCUUAAAUCUGCAGUUUCCGAGACAACAUCUUCCCUCCGAACCCCUCUCCUUUCCAUCCCUUACGACACAGUAGACCGGAUAAUCAAGCAAGAAUUUGAUAGAGAAAAGCCUGUGCAUGGGGUUUAUGUUUAUUUGAUUAAUUUGGGUUCGCAACCCAAGAACUAUGCCUAUAGUUAUUCGGCUGGAGACUCCUCUCCUGGCCUCACUAAAUGUUUAGGAACUAUUUGGACUGGUAAAGAGAGGUAUCUUUGGAUUGAUCUAUCUGCUGGCCCAGUUGAUUAUGGCCCGGCUUUAUCUGGAGAUGGGGUUUUGCCUAGAGGUGAAUUUCACCCUCUUGCGGCAAUGCAUGGGCGACCAAAGUCGCAAAAGGCGUUGUUAGCGGACUUGGCGUCGUUGAUUUGGAGGGCUUAUCAGGUAUUACUUGUGCCCUCUUUGAGAAUUCCUGUGCAUUUUGAGAAUUCUUUGAUAGUUGAGUUUAUACAUAUUUAUGGGUCUGAAAGUGCUAAGGAUUUGAGUGGGUUUGAUUGGAAGGAGAUUGAGAGGACGUUUAUGGAUGAGGCUAAUGAAGGUGGGUUGUUGUUGAGGAAUCAGAAUUUGGCGUUUAGGAAUUAUGAAGUGAAUUAUGAUCAGUGUCCCAUUUGUGCGUUUGCGAUUUCCAGGUCAAUUAAUUCCUAUACUUCGAGGUUCUUGUUUGAAAAUUUUACUUUAAUUGUGAGUGAGUAUUUGGAUUCGAAGAGAUUGCAUCAGAUAUUAUCUGAUUCCGCUGAGGAGUUUAGGAGGAUUGCAGGCAUCCCUGAGGAGGAUUUCAGUAGAGUGCUGCCUGUUUAUGUGUUUGAUUUGGAUUACAAUAUGAUGUUGAUGCUUGAUCGGUAUCAUCAAUCUGUUGCGUUUAGGGAUAUGAUUAUUGCAGUGAGGACAAAGACUACACAGACUGUGAGUGAUUAUAGUUGCAAUGGUCGUCACGUGUUUACGCAUACUAGAAUGCUUGAGAGACCACUUGUUGGUUCUAUUCUACAGAGUAUGUGGGGAGUGUCACCAACCCAUUUGUCAUGGAGUCCAAGGCAUAAUAAUACUUUGGUGGAUUAUACAUGGAGUGUUGGACAAACUCCAUUUGGGCCUUUCUCAGAGAUUUCAUCUUUGUCAUUUGUGCAGAAAGAUUCAGCUCGUAGAAAUGUGCUGUUGACGUUGUUAAAUUACAGUGUAACUAGCGUUGUUGAUGUUCUUGAAUCAAUUGCGGCACAUGGUGGGGACAGGAAUCUCCUAAAACAGAAUCGGCAUAUUGAGUUUGUUCAGAGAUGGAACCUGUUCAAGUACAAGCUGGACAAAGCAAUUUCUGCAAUAUCACAUUUGGACUUUGACAUGGCUUUAUAUUAUCUGCGGUCCUCUGACCAUGAUAUGUAUGCCAUUCACUCUCUGGUCUAUCAUGCAUCCCAGGAAUUGGAGGCAUCACUUGUUUGUUUUAAGGACCCACCAUUUCCAUGGGGUUCAAUGUCUAUGUCCGCUUUAGGGGUCUUUGCUCUCAUUUAUGUUUAUUCUAAAAGAGAGAGACUUUUUAGAAACAAAAGAAAGCAGUUUUGAAGCUAUUUAGAGGAAUAGAAUUCUGUAUCAUGUGAACACAAUACAACAAACCUUCUUCUGUGAGGGGUACAUCUGGAGGUUGGAAAUUAAUGUGCAGUUUUCUUGACAUGCUUACUUCAGUUGAAGCUGAUAUAUUGCCAUGUUGUCCAGCUUCCAUUGUUUGCUGUAAUUUCGCUACUUUUCUGGCUAAAUGCUUGUUUUUCACCUUUGGCUGCU
This is a messenger RNA of Populus euphratica (Euphrates poplar), 2632 nucleotides long. RefSeq lists its product as uncharacterized. The transcript has a single exon. The record is from RefSeq and is a predicted model, not a curated record. NCBI's taxonomy places the organism in Eukaryota, Viridiplantae, Streptophyta, Magnoliopsida, Malpighiales, Salicaceae. Bases 377 to 2416 code for a protein of 679 amino acids.